Messenger RNA from Pipistrellus kuhlii (Kuhl's pipistrelle), 1531 nucleotides. RefSeq names its product transmembrane protein 114 (gene TMEM114). Gene Ontology annotation, cellular component: apical plasma membrane. The transcript is spliced from 4 exons. Lineage: Eukaryota; Metazoa; Chordata; Mammalia; Chiroptera; Vespertilionidae. The record is from RefSeq and is a predicted model, not a curated record. Bases 172 to 843 code for a protein of 223 amino acids.
GAAGAAGCGAGGAGGGGUGAGAGGGUGUGCUUGGGCUGGGUGGGCGUGUGGUCUGAGGGAACAGGGGCCACUCUGAGGGGUGGAGCCAGGGACUGGAGGAAGGCUCAGGGUCCAGGGCUGGGGUUCCAGACCCCAGCUGGGCGGCGCGGGCAGCGGACCCGGACCUGGGCCAUGCGGGUGCCCCUGGCGGUGCUGGCGGGGGUGGCGGCGCUGGCAGGGGCGCUGAGCUUCGCGCUGCUGGCGGCGGCCAUCGGCACGGACUUCUGGUACAUCAUCGACACCCGGCGCCUGGAGCGCGGCGCCCUGGGGGUGCGGGGCGGCGCGGGGGGCGCCAACCGCAGCCAGCCUGAGCCCCUGAGCUCGCACUCCGGCCUCUGGCGGACCUGCCGGGUCCAGAGCCCGUGCGCGCCGCUGAUGAACCCCUUCUGGCAGGAGAACGUGACGGUCAGCGACUCCAGCCGGCAACUUCUCGCCAUGCACGGGACCUUCGUGAUUCUGCUCCCCUUCAGCCUCAUCCUCAUGAUCUUUGGGGGGAUGACGGGGUUUCUGAGCUUCCUCCUCCGAACCUCCCUCCUCCUGCUGCUCACAGGGGCCCUCUUCCUCUUUGGAGCUCUCGUCACGCUCACCGGCAUCAGCAUGUACAUCGCGUACUCGGCUGCCGCCUUCCGGGAGGCGCUGUGUCUGCUGGAGGAGACGGCCCUGCUGGACCAGGUGGACAUCCGCUUUGGCUGGUCCCUGGCCCUGGGCUGGGUCAGUUUCUUCACCGAGCUGCUCACCGGGGCAGCCUUCCUGGCAGCGGCCCGUGUGCUCAGCCUGAGACGGCGGCAGGACCAGGCUAUCUGAGUCUGGAGGCCUGGGGUGGUGGGAGGGAGGCUGGCCUGGGCCUCCGGGACCCAUCUUGGGGGGCUGUGGUCUCCUGCUCCACAGAGACCACCAGUGGAGGCCAGGGGCUAACCCCAGGAUGCUGACUGAGCUCAGGGCCUGCUGUCCUUAGCGCCUGUGUGUGUAUGCUAUGUUCAUGUGGCUGUGUGUGCUGUGGGCUGGAGGAGGCCGAGGGAGUGUGGGACUGUAAAACAACAAAAAACAAACCCUUCAUAAACAGAGCGUUACAGAUUGCAGCCUCUGUGAGCCUGCUCCUUCUUCAUUUCAUCCUCACUGCCCUUUGGGUCAGUUCCUCUUCUUUGGUAAGGGCAUGGAAGACCAGAAAGGUUAGAUAAGGUGCACAGAGGUGCACAGCAGAGCUAGUGGCAUAUUCCUCCUUCUGAAACAGUGCUCAGUCCUUUACCACAGCCUUUCUGAGCAGGUUCCGUCUGGCCAUGGUUACUGUGUGGGACUCAGGCAUGCUAACUGGCUGAGGGUACUGGGGGAGAAAGGAAUACAGCUGGGCUGACAUUCAGAUCUGCCUGAUUCCAAGAUGAUUUUCUUUCCACUCCUGACACUGCCUAUCCAAGCAUGUCAAACUCGCGGCUCACGGGCCUCAUGCCUCAUUUAUUUGGUCCAUGUUAGCCUUGGAAUUUGACAUGCUUGGCCU